CUGAACUGCUUAACAAUUCAUUUCCUGGUAGACCAGGAGAAAUUUACAAUUGGAUUUUUUCUUACCAUGGCUUGGUUUCCCAAAUUGCUUAAAAGCACUUUUAUUCUCAGAAAAUGCCCAAAGUACAGGGUUGCCUGGUCUUGUAUUCGCUUUGCAGACUCUUGUUCGGGUAGUCCCCCGAAUCCAGUAUCUGCUGCUGGGAAAGCCUCCCGGCUGGGAACAACUCAAAGGGACUUGCAAGGACAUCAGCAGAAAGAAACUGGUGUGAGUGUGCCUUCUCCUGAGGAAACACCCCAAGUUAGCUUUGAUCAAGCCAUUGCAGAGGAAGUCAAGGACCAUCUUAGGCAUUUGAAGGAUGAAAUUGUGAGCCAUUGGACAGGACCGGAAGGCCGGCCGCUGCAUGAAGUCUUGAUAGAACAAGCCAAGGUCAUCUGGCAGUUCCGUGGAAAAGAAGAUUUGGCUAAGUGGACAGUGACUUCUGAUAAGACGAUAGGAGGCAGAAGUGAAGUGUUCUUGAAGAUGGGCAAGAAUAACCAGAGUGCUCUGCUCUAUGGCACGCUGAACUCCCAGGCUCCUCAGGAUGGCGAGAGUAGCCGUGGCGGCUACUGUGCCAUGAUGUCCAAGGUGCCCAGGGGCUUCUUGGAGAGGAAGAAAUUCUAUGAUUGGUCCCAGUUUAACACCCUGUAUCUCCGAGUCCGUGGGGAUGGCCGGCCUUGGAUGGUGAAUAUCCAGCAGGAUACGGAUUUAGUGCAGAGGAGCAAUCAGAUGUACAGUUACUUCAUGUUCACGCGUGGGGGACCCUACUGGCAGGACGUCAAGAUUCCAUUUUCCAAAUUUUUCUUCUCAAACCAAGGGAGAGUACGGGAUGUGCAGCACCAACUGCUUCUUGACAAGAUCUCUUCUAUCGGAUUCACCCUGGCUGACAAAGUGGAUGGUCCAUUCUUCCUGGAAAUUGAUUUUAUUGGAGUGUUUACUGAUCCAGCUCACACAGAAGAAUUUGCCUAUGAAAAUUCUCCAGAGCUUAACCCAAGACUUUUUAAAUAGAGUAUCGUGUGCCAGUUUAGUGUUUGCUAAACUAAGCCUGUAGCCAUCAACAGUGAUAAAGAGAAAGAUAAAUUAUUUCUUGAAAGGCA
Messenger RNA from Ochotona princeps (American pika), 1133 nucleotides. RefSeq names its product NADH:ubiquinone oxidoreductase complex assembly factor 1 (gene NDUFAF1). Gene Ontology annotation, biological process: mitochondrial respiratory chain complex I assembly; mitochondrial electron transport, NADH to ubiquinone. The transcript has 4 exons. The record is from RefSeq and is a predicted model, not a curated record. NCBI's taxonomy places the organism in Eukaryota, Metazoa, Chordata, Mammalia, Lagomorpha, Ochotonidae. The coding region runs from base 67 to 1044 and encodes 325 amino acids. Gene Ontology annotation, cellular component: mitochondrion.